This is a messenger RNA of Soboliphyme baturini, 630 nucleotides long. NCBI's taxonomy places the organism in Eukaryota, Metazoa, Nematoda, Enoplea, Dioctophymatida, Soboliphymatidae. The record is from the annotation of a GenBank genome assembly.
AUGUCCGCUGCGUCGGACGAGCUGAUGUCCAUGCUGGUCAGAUACAGAACGUAUGCCAUCGAUGGUGUGAAGAGGCGCUUGUUGGCAGAGGACAGUGCAUGCUUGCAAUACAUUGUUCAGUCACUGACGAAUCAUGAGCAGUCGAUCGUUCAGGCGGCAUUGGAAGUUUUGGAGCUGAUUUGUAGUGACGUUAAAACUCGUUCGUUUGUCCACUUGAUUUCAGGUGUAUUUGAAAAGAAACUGGCCAAGAUACUUCAAUCAACGCUGCUGAAAUUGAAAGGAAUCGUUAGCAUAUAUUUCACUGACAACCACAGAAAGUGCAUCAUAAGGAUGCGACCCGAGGUCACGUUAGAGGCGAUUCGUUGCAUAGUAAAUGGUUGCAAAUUACCUGAUUUGGAAUGGGUGUACAAAGACGCAAAUGGGAUGCAAGUUCGCUUUUCGUCUUUAAGCGAUCUGCGCUACGACUGCAGUUCUGAUUCCUGUGACAACUUGCCAGGGUUUCAUGAUGACAACCCGUUGGACUCGAAUACAGCCCUUGUUUCGGCACGGCAACAAAAAGUUACCUCCGGUGGUGGCUGGCACUGGUGGGACAGUGUCGCUUCGUUCAUCAGCGAUAACGUAUUGUGGUAA